AUGAGCGAGGCUCGAUCGGCGGACGAUGACGAUGAUUCCGAGGACGACAGUCUUUUUUGGGCUGUGCCGCCGCAAAAGUCCUCUGAGAGAAGCCAGAAGUCAAGCUUGAAGACAAACGCUCGUCCUGCGCUUGCACGUUUGAGCAUAGAUGGCACUCCUUCGAUCAGUUCGUCUUCAGCCACUCCUCAAAAUCCUGAUACGUCAAAGCAGCCUCCGCCGAAUUUCCCUGCCCCGCCAAGUUACAUUCCUCCUCCUCCACCUCUGUCUCGCCGUACGAAUCCACGAUCUGCCAACGCAACACGCAAACCGCAGGCUGACCGGACAAGCAGGUUCGACCGUGACGAUGAUACUUGGGCACCACGGCCGCCACCAGAAGAUGUGUACGACCGGCUCGAUCAAUUCUUCCCGGAGCAUGAUCUCGACCAUCCUGUUAUCGAGAUGCCCUCUGGAGGGUCCUCUCCCACGUCUACUGAUAAUCCUGCUCCUGCGCCUCAUCGAUCACGGCAUAAGAAAUCCAUUCGUGUUGUGGCAGAAGAGCGGAAGAAUUGGAUUGAUCGCAAUUCUCGUCUGCAUAACUCUUCAGGCGGCGCCAAUUUGUGGAAGAGGAAUACGAAGUUGUGGGACAGCAAGCUUGAAGAGGUCACGACACAACUGGCGAAGGCAGAUAUACCCCCGCUUCCACAAGAUACCUCACCUAGCGUGCAGACCAGACCAAUUUUCCGAUGGGUCCGUGGGCAGUUGAUCGGAAAAGGCACGUAUGGGAAAGUGUACCUGGCGCUGAAUGCUACUACUGGUGAUAUGAUUGCUGUGAAGCAAGUAGAGAUGCCUCGCACCGCCAGCGACAAGAGCGAUACUCGUCAGAUUUCUGUGGUUGAAGCUCUCAAACUAGAAAGCGAGACCCUCAAAGACCUUGACCAUCCCAACAUUGUUCAGUAUCUCGGCUUCGAGGAGACGCCAACGUUCUUGAGCAUUUUUUUGGAGUAUGUCCCUGGUGGCUCCAUCGCCAGUUGUCUGCGCAAAUACGGCAGCUUCGAUGAAGAUGUCACGAAGUCGUUUACCGGGCAGAUCUUGGAUGGUCUGGACUACCUCCACAGUAAAGGUAUUCUACAUCGGGACCUCAAAGCGGAUAACAUCCUCGUGGAGACGACUGGUAUCUGCAAGAUCUCUGAUUUCGGUAUUUCAAAACGGACGGAAGACGUUAAUGUGAUCGGGGAGUACACUUCUAUGCAAGGCAGUGUGUUUUGGAUGGCUCCGGAGGUGAUCAACAGUCAGCAAAGAGGAUACAACUCCAAGAUUGACAUUUGGAGCGUCGGUUGCGUUGUAUAUGAGAUGUGGACGGGCGAACGGCCGUGGAACGGGCAAGAAGCGGUUGCGGUUCUUAUACGCUUAUACCAAACGAAAGAAGCACCGCCAGUACCCAACGACAUAUGUCUAUCUCCUCUUGCCGACGAUUUUCGCAGGAAAUGCUUCGCGAUGAACCCCGACGAGCGACCGAGUGCUGCUGAACUACGAAAGCACUCAUACCUUGAACUCCAGCCGGGCUGGACAUUUAAUUCCUUCAAGCAGCCGGAUUGA
Laetiporus sulphureus 93-53 is the source of this 1575-nucleotide messenger RNA. Its product is annotated as Pkinase-domain-containing protein. Bases 1 to 1575 code for a protein of 524 amino acids. Gene Ontology annotation, molecular function: ATP binding; protein kinase activity. NCBI's taxonomy places the organism in Eukaryota, Fungi, Basidiomycota, Agaricomycetes, Polyporales, Laetiporaceae. The transcript is spliced from 6 exons. The record is from RefSeq and is a predicted model, not a curated record. Gene Ontology annotation, biological process: protein phosphorylation.